UUCCAUCUUUUUUCUGAAGUUUUUUUUUUUUUUAUAUAAAAAAGAUAAGUUUGAUGGGUUCCUUGUUUAUUGAAGAAAAGGGUUGUAAUCUCUGAUUGACUUUCUAAGUAAAUAAAUUAAUAAAAGGUUGCUUCAUGUUUGUUUAUUCCUCUUGUCUAAUAUUUAGAACUUUUAGGCUUUUGUUUAGAUAUUGGAGCUUUCUACCAUGUGCUUCUCUGCUAUUAUCACCUACAUUAUGACAAGUUGUUCUUUGUUUUGCAGCAAAUGAGAACUGGGUUUUUAUGGGGUUUAUUGGUUCCAAUAUUUAUGAAUAUAUAUGUGCAGGAAGGUGGAUAGAUUUUCUGCUACUCCACCAUGAUUUUUAGGGUGUUUGGAUUUUUGCUGUUAUUUAGAUUGAUAAUAUUGCAAAAUGGGAUAUUAUGUGCAAAUGGGGUUGAUACAAUUUCUUCAACAAGACCUAAAGUUGUCAACAUUGGAGCAAUAAUGUCUUUCAAUUCCAUAACUGGUAAAGUUGCAAAACUUGCAAUUGAAGCAGCCAUGGAUGAUGUAAAUUCCUCUUCACAAGUUCUUAAGGGAACUAAGCUCAACAUCUCAAUGUCAGAUAGCAAUUACAGUGGAUUUCUUGGAGCUAUUGAGGCAAUGACCAUUAUAGAGAGUGGGGUAGUGGCAAUAAUAGGCCCUCAAUCAUCUGUAAUAGCUCAUGUAGUUUCUCAGGUUGCAAAGGGACUUCAAGUGCCUUUGCUCUCCUUUGCUGCCACAGACCCAACCCUUUCCUCCCUAGACUAUCCUUUCGUUGUUCGAACGAACCAAAACGAUCUUUUCCAAAUGGCUGCAAUAGCAGAUAUUGUAGACUACUAUGGAUGGCGGGAAGUAACCGUCAUUUUCACUGAUGAUGAUUAUGGGAGGAAUGGGAUGGCUGCUUUAGGUGAUAAGUUGGCUAAGAAGCGAUGUUCAAUAAGCUAUAAAGCUCCUAUGAGUCCUAUCCUCAACAGAGAAGACAUAAGGAAUGUUUUGUUUGAGGUUGCCUUACAAGAAUCUAGGAUCCUUGUUCUUCAUACUUAUAAUAAUUAUGGCCUAGAGGUGCUUGAGGUUGCUCGCUCUCUUAAUAUGUUGGAUAUAGGGUAUGUUUGGAUUGCUACGAAUUGGCUUAGUGAUGUUCUAGAUACAAACUCACCUCUUUCUCAAGAUGCACUUAGUGAUGUUCAAGGUCUACUUACCCUUCGUGUGCGCACUCCUGAUUCACAACUCAAGCAGAACUUCAUUUCUCGGUGGAGAGAUUUGGUUCGGAGAGCAAAUGGGAAUGGCUCAUUUGGGUUGAACACUUACGGUCUUUAUGCCUAUGACACGGUUUGGAUCCUUGCCCGUGCCCUAGAUGCAUACUUUGAUCAAGGAGGAAACAUAUCAUUCUCCAACAAUUCUAUAUUAAGUCAGUUGAAAGACAAAGACUUGCAUCUUGAUGCAAUGAGCACCUUUGAUGGUGGAGCACUCCUGCUCUCUAACAUAUGGCAAACCAAUAUGACUGGUUUAACAGGCCAUAUACAGUAUGAUUCAGAUAGGAACUUGAUCAACCCUGCAUUCGAUAUCAUCAAUGUGGUUGGUACAGGUCAUAAUACGAUAGGAUACUGGUCUAACUUUUCGGGUUUGUCACUUAAGCCACCAGAGUUACUGCACUCUGGAUCAUCUAAUCAGUCAGAUUCAAGUCGAAAACUGUCUAUUGUAAUAUGGCCAGGAAGGACCACAGAAAAGCCUCGUGGAUGGGUUUUCCCGAACAAUGGGAAAGUUUUAAGGAUUGGAGUUCCAUGGCGUGUUGAUUAUCGUGAAUUCAUUUCAUAUUCACCAAGCCCAACUUCAUUCUCUGGCUACUGCAUUGAUGUGUUCACUGCUGCUGUUAAUUUGCUUCCUUAUGCUGUUCCAUAUAGGUUGAUUCCCUUUGGGAAUGGGAAACAUAACCCAAACAUAAAUCAGCUUGUUGAGAAAAUUAGUGCAGGAGAAUUUGAUGCUGUUAUAGGCGAUCUUUCAAUUACCACUGACAGAACAAGGAAUGCAGAUUUUACACAACCAUAUGUUGAGUCAGGUCUAGUUGUUGUUGCCCCUGUUACUGUCCAGGAAUCUAAUGCCUGGGCUUUCUUCAAGCCUUUUACUCCAAUGCUAUGGGGUGUUACUGGUUUAUCCUUCAUCAUUGUUGGGGCUGUUGUAUGGAUUCUCGAGCAUCGGUUUAACGACGAAUUUCGUGGUCCACCUAGACAGCAAGUUUCAACAAUGUUAUGGUUUAGCUGUUCAACUUGGUUCUUUGCUCAUAGGGAGAAUACUGUGAGCACAUUGGGGCGGCUUGUGCUACUUAUAUGGUUGUUUGUAGUUUUGAUUAUUAAUUCAAGUUACACCGCGAGCUUGACCUCCAUGCUAACAGUGCAACAACUUACUUCCCAUAUCAAAGGGAUAGACAGUUUGAUAGAAAGCAGAGAACCUAUAGGAUACCAAGAAGGUUCAUUUGCUUUCAAUUAUUUGAAUGAGCAGCUUAAUAUUCCCAAGUCCCUUCUUAUUCCUCUUCACUCCGAGGAGGGGUAUGAUGAAGCUCUAAGAAAGGGUCCAAGCAAUGGUGGAGUUGCUGCGAUUGUUGAUGAGAGGGCAUACAUGGAGCUCUUCCUCUCAUCUAGAUGUGAAUACACUAUUGUUGGUCAAGAGUUCACCAAAAAUGGUUGGGGAUUUGCAUUUCCUCGGGACUCUCCCUUGGCGGUAGACAUGUCAACAGCCCUACUGCAGAUUGCGGAGAAUGGUGACUUACAAAGGAUCCAUGACAAAUGGUUAAUGAGAAAAGCUUGCAGUUCACAGGACACAAAACUUGAUGUAAACAGGCUUGAGCUGAAAAGCUUCUGGGGACUUUUCCUUGUAUGUGGCAUAGCUUGUUUUGUUGCCCUGAUAUUAUACUUUGGCCUUACUGUGAAGCAGUACUUCCGCCAUUACACUCCCGAAGAUGAAGAAUCCAUUGGCCAAAGUAGUAGCUCAAGGUCGAAAUCUUCUCGUGGAGUUCAGACAUUCCUAUCAUUUGUUGAUGAGAAGGAAGAGGAAGUCAAGAAGCGCUCUAAGAAAAGGCAAAUGGAGAAAGGAUCAAGUAGAGGAAGUACUCCCGGAUAUGCAUCCAAUAGAAGCAUUGUAGAUUUGUCAAUGAGUAAUUCUAGGAUUAAUCAUAUGGAUUUUUCCCCUGCUCGAAGUAAUGGAGGGAACAAUGAGGUAGUAUAAGGACAUAAUAAGGUGAUUUUAUUUUUUUUUUGACAUCAAGGUAACGUACAAUAGUGAACAAGUUAAAGGAAAACAAACUAAAAUAAGCUGACACACAACCAUAGUUAUGUACUACCCGUACUAAAUUGUCGCCAAUAAGGUGAUUGAUAUCAGCUAGGCCUAGCAGAAAAAAUGUAACUAGGUAAAUAAUUGCAUAUAUUUUCUGUACUGAUUUUCUAGCCUCUUUUUGAUCUAACUGUAAUCAUACACAUAAUCUUAUACUUCACACGAUGGACUUACAAUGAUAUAUAUAGACACCAGGGUAAUUUUCCUA
Beta vulgaris subsp. vulgaris (sugar beet) is the source of this 3550-nucleotide messenger RNA. Its product is annotated as glutamate receptor 3.6. Gene Ontology annotation, cellular component: plasma membrane. The coding region runs from base 355 to 3237 and encodes 960 amino acids. The record is from RefSeq and is a predicted model, not a curated record. The transcript has 6 exons. Gene Ontology annotation, molecular function: glutamate-gated receptor activity. NCBI's taxonomy places the organism in Eukaryota, Viridiplantae, Streptophyta, Magnoliopsida, Caryophyllales, Amaranthaceae.